Messenger RNA from Symbiodinium sp. CCMP2592, 1248 nucleotides. NCBI's taxonomy places the organism in Eukaryota, Dinophyceae, Suessiales, Symbiodiniaceae. The record is from the annotation of a GenBank genome assembly.
AUGCAGGUGCCUGCUCCGUGCCAGACGGAAGAUGAUGGCCAAUUCAGUGUUCCUUACGCUCUUGUCGAGCAGCUGACGGCCGCGCUGCAGCACGCGCAGAGGCAGUCUGCCGCCUUCGCCAUGGAGCUGACGAGGGAACGUCGACAAAGAGAGCAGUGCCGAGCUCGGACCUCGAACCAGCAGGGACGGGCCAUCUGCCGCUGCCAGCACGGCGGCGUGAUCAGAGACCGCUUGCUGGCCAAGGUGAGUGACAGUCCAGCAGCCCGGAUGGGGCCGGGAAAGCUGCUCGCGCCGAAGCGGACGGCAUUCGGACCUGGAGCAGCUGCCUUCGCUGAAGCGGGUGCAGCAGCAUCUCCGGCUCUUUCCAGCGCAACCGUACUGCUGCAACUUUCGGGCCAGCUAAUCCUGGACAAAGCAGCCCACUUCUCGGGAGUACAGAAUUGGGGUCACGGUGCCGGCAAUGAAGCAGCUCGAGCGAUCGUUUCCCGCUUGGCAAAAGACCCGCUUGCGUCCUCAGGCAGCUGCCUUGCUUUCAGCGGUGCUCGCUUGCGGCUGCAAACAACAGCCAUCGUAGGCACAAGUGCCACCGCUUCCCCGAACUGUACAAUGAGCGACUACGUGCCCGCCGACGUCUCGGCACAACAGUGCAACUCAUCAGCAGAACUGGAGGAGAUGAUGCUUGACUUUGAAUUUGCAGGAGUCACGGACGCCUCCGAACAAUUCGUGCUUAUUCGGGCCGCCUUGCGACUUCUUCUCAGUCGACGCAGAACACUGGAGUCACUGGAGUCCUUGCCCUCCUUGGGAGCAGGUGCAGCAGCUUCAGCUCCGUUGGCCGCACCCGGCGCCAAAGCCCAGGCCAGGAAACAAUCCCGCUUCUCCGACCUCAGCGACCUCCUGCUCGAUGAAGGAGCCCACCUCGGCUCUUUGAACAUGUACAACAAGAAGACCCAGCUCUCUGGAGGCACAGUCUCCCGACAAACGAGUGUGGGAGCCAACCAACACGGUUGGAAGCUUGACGACGCUUCGCGCGACAUUUCCGAGAUACGCUCUGGCCAGCAUGCCGGACACAUGGCGACAGCGUACCUCGGGGCCAGCGUCCAGAGGGCACAGGAGUACGCGGCCAUGUCGGAAAUGUCUUUUCUCAGAUGCCAGCCGAGCGGCGGUGGCAUUUACUCGCUCCCCGACUGGUCCUACGGACCCCGCUACGCUGAGGACACGCGUCGUGAUCUUCGACACGAAUGGCGGUAG